Messenger RNA from Nicotiana tabacum (common tobacco), 711 nucleotides. RefSeq lists its product as uncharacterized. The record is from RefSeq and is a predicted model, not a curated record. Lineage: Eukaryota; Viridiplantae; Streptophyta; Magnoliopsida; Solanales; Solanaceae.
AUGACAUUUAAGGAUAUACAUGAAGCUAGGAAAGUGAUCAACAUGUAUUCUCUUACAAAUGGAUAUGACUUGCAGCAAGUUAAAAGUGACCCAGCAAGGCUUAGGUACAUAUGUGUUGGUGACUGCCCCUUUGUUUGUCAUAUAUCUAAAGAUUCUUCAGGGGGUCGGUUUAAAUUCAAGACUUUAAAGCCUGAGCACAUAUGUGAACCUGCAUUUGAAAAUCAAAGAGUUGAUGCAAAUACAAUAGCUGCUUACUUAAAAAAAAGCUUGCAAGAUAAUCCCAAAAUUAAGGUUAAAGAGAUGAGAGCAAGCUUGAAAGCUGCAUUUAAUGUAAAUGUUAGUGAAUCUAAGUGCAAAAGGGCAAAGAAAAUGAUUUUGGAGAAACUUGAAGGUAGUUUUUCAGAUGAAUAUAAUAAGCUUAUUGCCUAUGCCAAUGAACUGAAACUUAGCAAUCUUGGGAGUGAUGUGAUAAUUAACUUAUCAAAAUAUACUCUUGAAGAAGGCAAAAAGAGGCUUUUAAGGAUGUAUAUUUAUUUUCAAGCAAUGAAGUCUGGGUUUAAGAGUGGUUUGAGACCUUUCAUUGGAUUGGAUGAAACAUUUUUGAAAGGGAAAGCUAAAGGUCAGCUCUUGGUGGUUGUUAGUCAAGAUUCUGCCAAUCAUUUUUAUCCAUUGGCUUGGGCUAUUGUUGAUAAAGAAACAAAACUUACUUAG